Molecule: messenger RNA, 1308 nt
Organism: Mucor mucedo
Lineage: Eukaryota; Fungi; Mucoromycota; Mucoromycetes; Mucorales; Mucoraceae
Exons: 2
Coding region: 480-1211 (243 amino acids)
Source: RefSeq, a predicted model, not a curated record
GUGUCAUUCAUUUAACCAUAUUGUUGCUUUUGUGAUACCAUAUCAUGGCGAAAUUACUAAUUAAAGCCACGGCGCUCUCACGAAUAUAGAAGUGCCUAUUUCUAAUGAAACAAAUAUUGUUUUCACGAAUAACACAACUAGUAACUUUUUGCAUUGAGAAAAUCUGCUUGUAUCAAAACUGACUGUGCUAUUGAGGCUCAGCGUACAUGUUUAAAAAAAGAAACAACCAAAAAAAAAAAAUCCGAUUUAAUUGUUCUGUAAAGUAGUGCAUCAAUGCAUUGACUCUUCAUGGGGGAUUCACCAGCAGAUAUUUUAAGCUGUAUAGAAGGAGUGAUCCGUACACGCCAUAUGUAAGAGAUAAACAUACCCCUCUUUUGUCUGUUUAAAUUAGCCAAUCGGGUCUAUAUUUUGGCUAACCCAUACUAAACUAUUGGCCAACACUCAAAGGACCCUCCCCACCCUAGAUUUUUUUUUCCUAAAUGAAUAAAACAAAAACAAUUUUGAAACCGUACUUACGAAAGUUUAUAUUACAAACACACCCAGAUUUUUUCCAUAACGAUUCAUGCAAGAAGAAAGUAAAUGCAGCUUCCUUACAAAAACUUUACAAUGUGCUUCAACCUGAUCAAGAUCAAGCCAUGACAUCCUGUCAGUUGGAAUUCUACAUUAAACAACAGCAGAAUAAAAAGAAGGAGCAACCAAAGGCCAUUGCCAGGUUCGACCCCAAGGAUUCUGAAUGGAUCAAAACGAGUGCCUUUCUUGGCCUCUGCAAACAAGUUGACAUUUCCAUAUUACAGUCAGACAUGGACAUGGUGCAAGACAUGAUUUCAAAGGAGGCAAACAAGCAUAAACCCAAGAAUCAAUACAAGUCGUUGACAAGAGAAUUUGCAGAACGCCUUUAUAAACAACACAAUGAAGAGAAACCCACAACCAUCGAAUGGAAAGCGAGCCAGAUAUUGGGUCAUAAACUUGUCAUGUUUGAUCCACAAGUCAAUAAGAAAGCAUUCUCGAAUACAUUUUCACAAUAUUUACCUCACUUACAGCCAGAAAAUUGGUGGGGGAAGGUCCCCUUGAUGGUGAUAUCUCCUAGUUCAGUAUUACCGUCAAGAGAAUUAACACAAGGCAUCCUAGUCGUUAAAAGUGAUAUGGACUUGAAAGACUUGAAAAACUACAUCAACACACACUUAGAAAGCGUGAUAAAAAACCAACCUUAAAUAAAUUUGAUGGGAUCCCAUCAUGUCAGUUUAUUUUUUUAUAUUUUGUGGUGGAUUUAAGGGAAAGGGUUUUCCUCUUCAAACAAACAAGUGGGGG